AUGUCGACAACCGAGGUAGACAUGUCCCCUGGCAAUUGUACCAUCGACUACAGUAUCCCUUAUCAUUGGGUAAUGGAGUACUCACCAUUUAUAUCUGUUUGGUUCUACAUCUAUAUUGUAUUCUUUGUGAUCGAACAAAAUGGGUCACUGAAGCUUUCCCAUCAACACGCCGCAAUAUUGAAUCAUCACUUUUGGAAUGGGGUUCAUCAAGUCUAUGUUUGUAUAUUUUACCGCCCAGUUGCCCAUCUCCCAAUGUUUGGGUUUCAAAUUGGUGGAGUCGUGAGGAGUUGGGGGCUCAAUGCCAUCGAAUUGUGGAUUGUUUGGGUUUGGGUGGUUUUUGUACUGCUCCUCUCUAUGGUGCACCUCUUCUACGCUCGACUCUAUACCAUAUCCCAUAUGAUGGUAAUCAACAGGUAUCGCCCUCUGAUCCAUGGUAGUACUGUAGUUUUUGUACUUUCAAUAUUUGUGUCAUUGGGUUGUGGGUCGAGUAUAUUGCUGGUAUUCUUGUCGACCCCAUAUGUGGUGCAAAUUAAGACGAACGCGUUUUUGAAAUACAAUAGCCGCGUCAUAUUUUGUCCAGAUUUUGCAAUUGUGGACCUGACAAUGUGGCAAACUAUUUUGCCGAAUGCCCUAGCCGCAUUUGGACUUGCCACGUUGUUCUUCAUUAUGGUAUUCAUGGGCGUUGCCAGCCUAAUAGUGCUGAGCACGAAAAACCCAUCAUCUUCAAUUAAAACUCGGAAGACACAGAAGACCCUGAUGCAAAGUUUUGUAAUACAGGUGAGCCGAUAA
Messenger RNA from Caenorhabditis elegans, 789 nucleotides. RefSeq names its product Serpentine Receptor, class I (gene W06G6.15). The transcript is spliced from 3 exons. The coding region runs from base 1 to 789 and encodes 262 amino acids. NCBI's taxonomy places the organism in Eukaryota, Metazoa, Nematoda, Chromadorea, Rhabditida, Rhabditidae. The record is from RefSeq and is marked reviewed.